UUUCUCUGCGUGUCACCGAACGGUCUCUUCAGAUCGGAGCAGUCAGGUUCACCUGCAGUCCAGCGGUGCACCUGACGCAGACACUCACCUGAGCUUUACCGAGGAUUUACCUGCUGAUCCAAAAUGCCCCAUUAGUCCCCAGCGGAAGCUGCACCAGUCGCCCCUACACGUCAAACCGAUCGACAACCAUGAAGAAGGGAGCGCUGCACUUUCUGGGUCGGAAGAACCGGUCUCUUUUCGACACCAAUAUCCAGAUCAAGGACAUGGACAAUGUGGAGUUGGUGCGGGACACACCAGCGAUCCCUGAGUCAGGGACUGCCAGUGUGCGGGCCAGACCCACAGUCAAGCAUCAUGCUUCAUCUGAUACUUUUCAUGGGUUUGCUGUCCCAACACCAAAAGUCCCUCUCCUUCCCCCAGUCAAUGGUCUAAAGGCCAAUGGCUCAGUGGGGGAAGAUAGGCUGUCCAAUGGAUCUGUUAUAUCUGUGCCUGACCUCGUGGAGGGGGAAAUAAUUGUUCCUCCUCCUCCCUCUAUUGCACCACCACCUCCUCCAGGGACCUUUAUCCCUCCUCCCCUAGACUUCAUGGGUGACCUUAACAGUCUGGACCUCUACGCACAAAAGCCCACUCCAAUGGCAUCGUCUAUGGAGGAGGAUCUAGUCCUUUUAAAACCACCACCAAUGGCUCCACCAAAGCCUCCAUCUACUGGCUCUUCUGGCUCUGCCUCAUCCAUUCUUAGUUCACCACCAGCCAAAAUUCCUGAGAUUCCAAAUUUUGCCCCUGCACAGCCCCCUACUGAAAAGCAACACAAGACUUAUAAGGCACCACCUCAAAAGCCCAUUAGACUGUCCUCCAUCUCCAACUUUGAACUCCCGCCACAGACUCCUGCCCCACCUCCCCCUGAGCAGACACCCACACGCUCCACCUUUAAUCCCCGAAACACAGCAAAGCUUUUCACUGUUCCUCAACACUCAAUCCUCAGCGGGUAUAACAGUCCUGACCAGAUACCCAAGCAGAUGUUGCUCCUGGAAGAUUCUGGGUCUGUUAAGUCGGGCCCGGUGCGUGCCCAGGUGGAUGGGAAAGUCUCUACACCAACAAAACCGGUUUCCAGAGAUGCACAGGCGUUUAAGGAGAACUUGCAAACUACGCAGCCCUCUCCACCUUCCCCUCCUGCAUCAAACCAGGAGACUAAACAAGGGACAGUUUCGGCACAGCCAGUAGUUACCACACCUCUCCCGACUCCCCCUCGGAUGUCACCACAGCUCCUGAAAGUGAACAGUUCAGAGACUAGAAGGGACACACUGGAGGAAUCUUCAAGUCGAGGUCGAAAAUUUAGUCCCUUAUUAGAUCGUAAACUGCGCAAUCUGAAGAGUAGCGAAACCAAUGGGGCACGAGAGGGACCUGCGGUGUCCCCCCUGGCUCUUUUAAUGGCAGCCAAAGAAAGGGAGAAACACAGAUCAACCCAUUCUCUGUCACGGGAAAACAGUGCCAAGAAGAACGAGCAACCAAGCACAAGCAUUUACGAAAGCGACUCAAGUCCCAAUUCCUUUGUUGUCAUCCCAAGGUCAAGCUCAUCCUCUGCUCUUACAUCUCAAGAAAGAAUAGAGAACUGUCUAGAGUCUGCAACUAAACUUCCUGAAAAAUCUAGCAGCCCUGCAAUGGUCAGGGAUCCGAUGCAAUCUACCAGUUCAGCUCUAAAUAGGCUCACAGCAGCUGCAUCCGCACGAGCAACGGACCUGGUUGGGCAGAAACACAACAGAGAGCAAACACCCCCAAAGACACAAUCUGCACAACCUGUGGUUAAUCAAGUCGAGUUAAGUUUGCCACUACUCCCUCCUCCUCCAGAGUUUGAUGAUUUAGAAGAGUUUACGGCGCCCCCUCCUUCCAUCCCUCCACCUGAGCCUCCAAAGAAAAAGCCACCAGCACCACCCAUGAGCCUCCCUCCUCCAGCUCCAGCUCUACCCCCUUCUCCAAAACCUGCACCCCCAGCAGCUCCAAAACUCCCAGCUCCUAACAUUGAUGUCAAACCAAAACCCCAAAUGGUCCCUACUCAGCCACCAUCCAGUCUUUCUCCCAGUCAGGCCACACUCCUGAGCAUCUUACAAAAGAAGAUGUUGGAAAUGGACCACAAAAUGGCCCCAACGACAACGGCAGAAUCCAGUUCUGAUGACUGGGGAACCCCCCAGUCUGAUGAGUACAAUAAAUCCCCUGUUCCCAGAGCCCCUUUGCAGAGCAAGAGUAACACUGUAGGCAAAAAAACAGCGUCAUUAGACAUGCGGGAAUUAGAGAGUAAAGUGGCCAAAAAGUAUCAGGAGACGUCCUCGCUGAAAGUUCCCACCAGUAAUGGACGAUCAAAACAUCAGUAUGGAAGGACCUUUACAGUUCGGCCUGGAACCAAACAGCCUAUCACCCCCCAUUUUUAAAUAGGAAUCUUCAACAUAUGUAGAAAUUAGACACAUUCAUGCAAUGUCCAUGUGAUUUUGCAUUAGCAGGAGUUUGUACAAUGGGGAAAAAGCACUUUGAACAAUUGAGUGACAUGAAUGUGUUCGGUAAAUAUGUUCAGAACGUCUCAUAAUAGUUAUGAGAAUGUCUGCUCAGUUAUAAAAGAUGUUAUCUAUAAGUAUUGCUAAAUUUUCAAAUUACGCUGUGUCACUGUCGUACAAUAAGUCUCAAUGCCUUAUGGGUAAUAUUCAUAGUAUGAGCAAAAUCUGUUAAUAAAAUGCUUAACGCUUAAGUUAUUCACAGCUUUAAACUUAAAUCUACAUUAUACAGUAAUUUCAAUUAAUUCAUAGAUUUGUGAUUCCUGAUAGUAGAAUACAACAAUAAUGUAAAACGUAAUUAUUGUGGCUUGUGCUGUAAUUGCAUUUCCAAUAUGUGCAAUGUUCUUCCACUGUUACAUGUAAAUUACAUAGAUCCACUGGAGCAAAGUCGUCAGUUAGUGUCGGAGCACGCUGAUCUCUCAGUAGGAUCGUUUCUCAUUCAGUUAAUGUUCCAACAUUUGUUUAAAUUCUAUUUGCUGCGGUUAAAUGUCUGUGUGUGUUGCGACAUUUGUGUAGUUAUUCAUGUACAUAUGUUUGUAUAAGAUUAACAUAAGACUUGGAUAUUGUGAAAUGCUGAAUAAACAGUGAGGUUCAAAACCUAUGGACCCCACUGUGCAUGUUAAGGUUAUGUAAUCAGAAUAUUUAAAAUGUAUUGGUUAUGAAGUAAAUCAGUUCAUCUCCAUGAAAUAAUGCCAAACAAUUCCUUAAUUUGAAAUUAAUUCAAGCAGUAAUUGCCAGUCUUAAUAAACUUCCUUGAGUUUUUUGUG
Hippoglossus stenolepis (Pacific halibut) is the source of this 3304-nucleotide messenger RNA. RefSeq names its product proline-rich protein 36. The transcript is spliced from 5 exons. NCBI's taxonomy places the organism in Eukaryota, Metazoa, Chordata, Actinopteri, Pleuronectiformes, Pleuronectidae. The coding region runs from base 189 to 2420 and encodes 743 amino acids. The record is from RefSeq and is a predicted model, not a curated record.